AUGAAUUCGUUAGUUUUAAUAAAAAGCAAAGUUGGACAACAACACAGUCAUUGGCCAAUUCCAGAAGCUUAUUGGCCUGAUUCUGUCAAGACUUCUUUGCCACCUCGAAAUGCUCACCCAAUAGUUGUUUUUCGUUGUGAACGUGUUGAGCCUUUAUUCAAUACUGACUUUCCUCUGGACAAGUACGAGUUGGAUAGUGCUUCUCCUUUAGCUCAAUUUAUUCUUGACGUAAAAGAGUCUAAUCUUUGUUGGCAGGUUUUUGUUGAAAAUUCCUAUCGUCAACCAGGACUUGGUUUUCCAUUUGGAUAUAUUAAAAUUUCUACCUCGGCAACAGUUACUCUUUAUGUUAUGCCUUAUAAUUAUCCUGAACUUCUUUCUCUUUUGGCAAUGGGGAAAGAUCCAAAAAUUGGUAGCAGUCAUCCACAAUUUCAACACAAAUUUGAGAAAUACCUAAAAACAGUUCCAGCGUACUACUACUCUCGCCUAAAAAACGCCCUAAGUCGUAUAAAAGUAAUGCCUCCUUGUUUGGAAGAAGCAAAUACUAAACUUUAUGGUUAUUGCAAUUUGGUUGCAUUACAAACACGUAUUAAACACCAAGGACAACAAGAAUUUGAAUCUGCCUGCACUGCUGUUCACAAAAAUUUACAAGAAACUUCUUUACUUCCACCAAAUUCUGCUUCUUUUGUAAGUUUAAAAAAUGUUCUUAUUUGCUGUUUUUUGGCCUUUUUUGUUAAGAAAUUAAAAUAG
This is a messenger RNA of Meloidogyne enterolobii, 747 nucleotides long. The record is from the annotation of a GenBank genome assembly. Lineage: Eukaryota; Metazoa; Nematoda; Chromadorea; Rhabditida; Meloidogynidae.